Messenger RNA from Phoenix dactylifera (date palm), 1312 nucleotides. Its product is annotated as manganese-dependent ADP-ribose/CDP-alcohol diphosphatase-like protein. NCBI's taxonomy places the organism in Eukaryota, Viridiplantae, Streptophyta, Magnoliopsida, Arecales, Arecaceae. Gene Ontology annotation, molecular function: ADP-ribose diphosphatase activity; manganese ion binding; CDP-glycerol diphosphatase activity. The record is from RefSeq and is a predicted model, not a curated record.
GGACGUUUGAAACGGCAACAACGAACUGCCUUGUUAAAAAAGGGUUGAAACGGCGGAAGAAAGCAGGAGCGGGGAGGAGAAUUAGAAGACCAUCACCCACCUCCUCCCUCGCGCCUUCGCCUGAACAUUGACAAAGUGCGUAAUCUGCUGGCAAACCAGUUACAUAUAAUGACUACUGCAAAUGGAUUAGUAAAUGGCCAUGCGAAGGAGCCAAUUUUCUCUUUUGGGGUUAUAUCUGAUGUCCAGUAUGCUGAUAUUCCUGAUGGCCGCUCAUUCAGGGGUGUCCCCAGAUACUACCGGCACAGCUUUCAGGUACUGCAAAGGGCAGUCAACAACUGGAAUGAUCUCAGGAAGCUCAGAUUUUCAGUCAACUUUGGGGACAUUGUCGAUGGGUUCUGUCCCAAAGAUGAGUCCCAAACAAUGGUAGAGAAACUCAUUACGGAAUUUGAGAAAUUUGAUGGUCCCGUCUAUCACAUGAUCGGCAACCAUUGCCUUUACAACCUCCCUCGUAAAAAAUUAGUCGCAUUGCUUAAGAUGCCUUCUGUCAGUGGCCAUGCAUACUAUGACUUCUCCCCAACUCCUGAGUACCGGUUUAUUGUUCUAGAUGCCUAUGACUUUAGUGCCCUUGGUUGGCCACAGGAUCAUCCAAUCUCAAUUGCAGCAAGGAAGUUUUUGGAGGAGAAGAAUCCAAAUGCUGAUAAAAACAGCCCAAAUGGCAUGGUUGGCCUUGAUAGAAGAUUUUUGAUGUUCAACGGGGCUGUCGGGAAGGAACAAUUAGAUUGGCUCGAUAGCAUCCUCCGAGAUUCCACCAAGUGCAAGCAGAAGGUAAUCAUAUGUUGCCACGUUCCUCUAGAUCCUAAAGCAGCAUCCUCAGAGGCACUUCUUUGGAACUAUGAAGAAGUAAUGGAUGUGAUACACCGGUAUAAAUGUGUGAAAGCUUGCUUUGCUGGUCAUGAUCAUAAAGGUGGGUACUCGGUUGAUCCUCAUGGCAUUCAUCACCGUGUCCUUGAGGCUGCUCUGGAGUGUCCUCCUGGUUCAAAUGCAUUUGGCUACAUAGAUGUCUAUCAUGACAGGAUAUCACUUAUAGGUACUGAUCGAAUGAUGAGCACUGAGAUGUUCUUCAGUUCUUAAGGAAUCAGCUUUUUUCUUUUGAGUGAGGGAAUCGGUAUAAUGUUGAAUACUGUACUCCCUAUGUUAUUGCUUAAGUGGCGGGCAGAAUCUGAUUAGAAAACUGUAGUGUUUUUCAUGAUCUGCAAAUGACAAUGUAGAACUUGGUGACCAAGAGACCUAAUAGAUUUUUUACUUUUCCAAA